AUGUCUAAAGGUACACCUUCCUUCGGUAAACGACACUCCAAAUCCCACACUCUUUGUCGAAGAUGUGGUCAACGAUCUUUCCAUAAACAAAAGCACACUUGUGCUCAAUGUGGUUACCCCGCCGCUAAACUUAGAUCUUUCAACUGGGGUUUAAAGGCUAAGAGAAGAAAGACUACCGGUACCGGUCGACACGCUCACCUCAAGGACGUCAACCGAAGAUUCAAGAACGGUUUCCGAGAGGGUGGUGCUGCCCCCAAGAAGGUCAAGUCCACCUCAGAGUAA
Messenger RNA from Kwoniella shivajii, 282 nucleotides. RefSeq names its product 60S ribosomal protein L37. The transcript is spliced from 6 exons. The record is from RefSeq and is a predicted model, not a curated record. Gene Ontology annotation, molecular function: structural constituent of ribosome; RNA binding. Lineage: Eukaryota; Fungi; Basidiomycota; Tremellomycetes; Tremellales; Cryptococcaceae. Gene Ontology annotation, cellular component: ribosome; cytosolic large ribosomal subunit. Gene Ontology annotation, biological process: translation. The coding region runs from base 1 to 282 and encodes 93 amino acids.